AUGAAGAGAGCGUAUUUAUACGCAUUUUGUACUCCACUACUAUAUGCUGGUCCACUCUACACACGACCAUUUUUUCUUGCUUUUAAUUUCACUAUGAGUUGAUUCUGUGGAAAUGGAACCCUACGAAGUUCCUAUGCAACCCCUCCGCACUACAAGGCACAAGUGUUCUGCUUGUUUCAAGCAGUACAAGAAGAUGGAGCAUCUCAUCGAACAUAUUAAAAGCUCUUAUCAUUCAGUUCAUGACCCUAAAUGUGGUGUGUGUAACAAGCAUUGCAAGUCAUUUGAAUCACUAAGGGAGCAUGUUGCUGGUCCUUUGUCCAAAGUGAAUUGCGCAAGCAUCUUUGCAGAAAGAGGCUGCAUUUUGUGUCUGAAAAUCUGCAGCAGUGUGGACUCUCUCAACGAGCAUAAGGAAAUGUGUCUUCGAACCACUCCUCGACCCAUUGACACAAUAGAGAUGCUUUUUCCAGAAGACCAAAUGGAUAUGCUCUAUUCAGAAUCCGAAAUGGACAUAAGUAAUGAAAUUAGUAGCGUAAGACGCCGGGAAGCAGUUGCCAUAGAUUGUGAAAUGGUUGGAGGGGGGAGUGAUUCGUCACUAGACCUUUGUGCAAGGGUAUGCCUAGUUGACGAAGAUGAGAAGCUUAUUUUCCACACUUAUGUUCUACCCCAGAUUCCUGUUACAGAUUAUAGGUAUGAAAUUACUGGUAUAACAGAGGAAAAUCUACGAGAUGCCAUGCCUCUGAAGGAAGUCCGGGAGAGGAUUCUGCAGAUCCUUUACAAUGGAGAGUCAAUAAGUAGAGUAAGAUUGAAUGGUGGAAAAGCAAAGGUACUUGUGGGACAUAACCUUGAGCAACACCUGGCUUGCUUGAAGAUGGAUUAUCCUGAUCAUCUUCUGAGAUUUGAAAUCCAAGUUGGGUUCCAUGAUCCUUACCAAGAUUCCGUGUCUGUCAUGCGGUUGUAUAAGAGAAUCCGCUCACAGGAACACCCAACGGAAGUGACUAUUUGGGUAUCAAAUUCACCUCUAAGCUAUAGCAGUAGCUCUGAUCCAUGGAAACCCAUGGCACACGAAAGUAUGACACCAGAUGAGCUCUUAGCAAUAUCCAAAUCAAACUAUCGCUGUUGGUGUCUGGAUUCACCGGAAGCAAGCAGAUGAUGCAAGAAUGAAGUGAGUGUGCUUGAGGAGUUGUACCUAUUAACUCGCUUAAUGAGAGAUCCUGCAACAUACCGGCCCCUGAUGAAGACCAACUUUUAUUUAUAUAACUUUGGUGUUCGGGCUAGCUUGCGCGCACCUCGACUAAUUCCACGAGAUACCUGCCACCUCCCACCAGCAACAGAUAUGACAUCCAAGUUGGUUUCCAUGAUCCUUACCAAGAUUCCAUAUCUGUUAUGCGGUUGUAUAAGAAGAUCCGCUCACAAGACCAUCCAAUGGAAGGGACUUUUAGGGUAUCAAAUUCACCUCUAAGCUUUAGCAGUAGCUCUGAUCCAUGGAAAUCCAUGGCACACGCGACAAUGACUCCAGAUGAGCUCUUAGCAAUAUUGAGAUCAAACAAUAGGUGUUGCUGUCUUGAUUCCGGGGAAUCCAAUUAUUGAAUAUUCAUUUGAUCUGAGAAAAGCUUCCAGCUCCAAGUGGGCGGACACUGAAGCAAGAAUGUGUCAUCUUUUUUGUGUGAUCUGCAUGAAUUCGCAUUUAAUUAGGCAUGUGAGGCUGUUGCUGAAGGUUUUGUAGUUACUGAAGAGUAAAUGAGUAGAACUGCUUGUUUUUCCUUGGUAAAAGUUAUAGUAUAUCUGCCCCAUCCUUGGAGGAGUCUUCGAGUUUGAUGCUUCGGAAAAAGGAGGGAGAAUUACUGGAUUUUGUUAUUGCAAUUUGCAUUCUCUAUAAUGUGUAGCACGGAAAUACAUAUACAGCGUUAAAUGAUCUUCCAUAUAGGCAGUCGGAUAUCUUAACCGUAUUAAAUAUGGACAGGUCGGAUAUUUUAUCCACUUU
Lycium ferocissimum is the source of this 1981-nucleotide messenger RNA. Its product is annotated as RNA exonuclease 4. Gene Ontology annotation, molecular function: exonuclease activity; nucleic acid binding. Bases 113 to 1150 code for a protein of 345 amino acids. The transcript is spliced from 8 exons. NCBI's taxonomy places the organism in Eukaryota, Viridiplantae, Streptophyta, Magnoliopsida, Solanales, Solanaceae. Gene Ontology annotation, cellular component: nucleus. The record is from RefSeq and is a predicted model, not a curated record.